AUGGGGCAUGUCGAAAGGAGUGGGAAGAAUAAGGCCGUUGCUAAGGAUGUGGAUAUGUCGAGACACAUCACAAGUGAUCUCAUGGAGUCCCAGGAUGCUUCAAAGCCAGACCCUGUAUCCUUCCCACAGGGGUCAAUUGCGAUACCUGUACAGUAUCAACAUCAAUGGAAAGAAUCCCAGAAGAUAUUCUUGAAAGUAGAUACCAAGGCAUUGGGGGUUGUCCAGAUCAUGAUUGCCUUCAUGAAUCUCAGCUUAGGCCUGUUUUUUAUUUUGUUUCCUGAAGAUAGUAGAAGGAGACGACAUUUUCUGUGGUACACUGGCUAUAUAUUCUGGGGAACUGCAUUUUUCAUCAUCUCUGGCUCCCUCUCCAUUGCUGUAGAGAAGAGAACCACAAAUGUUAUGGUCCAAAGCAGCCUAGCAAUGAACAUUGUCAGCUCAGUGAUGGCUGGCCUGGGAAUCAUCUUUCUCUCAAUCAAUUUGGUAACACACAUAUUCCUUUAUUACUGUCGCAAUGAAGGCUCCUUUUAUUCCUGCUUUAUAUUACAUUCUAUAUUUCUGGGAAUCAAUGUCAUUCUGUUAAUACUAGCUUUCUUAGAAUUUCUGGUCUCCAUUAUAAUCUCAGGCUUCACUUGCAAUGUGUUGUGCUGUGGCCAGAGUGAGGUCACCAUCCUCAUGCCUCCCUCUUCCUCCUAUGUGCCAGAGAACCUUGUUGCUGAAGCAAGCAAAGGAGGGACAAUGCUUCAAAAUCCAGUUGUUGACACAACAACUGCAUUGACAGGAAGCCAUCCUGAUGGUCACGUAUAGGAAACUUGCUUCCCUUUCCUUUCUUGGCUGUUUAUUAAUGAAAA
This is a messenger RNA of Gracilinanus agilis (Agile Gracile Mouse Opossum), 848 nucleotides long. Its product is annotated as membrane-spanning 4-domains subfamily A member 4A-like. Lineage: Eukaryota; Metazoa; Chordata; Mammalia; Didelphimorphia; Didelphidae. Gene Ontology annotation, cellular component: membrane. The transcript has 7 exons. The coding region runs from base 1 to 804 and encodes 267 amino acids. The record is from RefSeq and is a predicted model, not a curated record.